Molecule: messenger RNA, 1590 nt
Organism: Emericellopsis atlantica
Lineage: Eukaryota; Fungi; Ascomycota; Sordariomycetes; Hypocreales; Bionectriaceae
Exons: 7
Coding region: 430-1590 (386 amino acids)
Source: RefSeq, a predicted model, not a curated record
GUUGGCAGCCUAGGGGCGUCAUUGGACAGCGUGCGGCACUUAUGUCGUCCCUUGAACAAGUUCUGUCAUAUCUCGUCGGCCCUCGCUGUCACUCUCCAUGUCUGGACUGUAAAGCGUAAGAACUGCGCUGUUACAGUGUCAUUGGGCACUGCCCCUGAAGUCUUCAACGGCGCCUCGGCCGUCACUGUCUUGCAGGAUUGUGCCGUCAAUCUAUCGCCCCUGGGCACAGACACUGCCAUGCGUUCCCUGAUCGAUUGUCGUGUGAAUUAAUACAUGUGUUUGUUGCCAUGUAGUUUAGUGUCUCUCAUCUCUGGGAAGACCAGCCUUUGAAGUGAUAUUCCGAGAGCUUUUGACCGUGUUGUACUCAUCAGCAUCCUACAGCGUUCAAUCGAGAGUCCUCCAUCAGAAUCGGCCUUCAUACCCACAGCCAUGGCGCUCGAGCCUGGCCUCGAACCCCCCUCGGGGCAGGAGUCGAACUUUGACAACCCCGACCGCCACAUGUUCUACUACUGCAUCGCCGCCAAUGUGACGGGCGUCGCUGUCACGACGGUCUUCAUGGGGCUCCGCUUGUGGGCGCGGCGUCGGUUGAGCAUGAGGCUGCAGGCAGACGAUGUGGCCUGCAUCAUUGGCUACAUUGGCUUUGUGAUCUACUGCGGGAUAUGUCUGCUCAUGCUGAGAUUCGGGGGCGGACUGCACCAGUGGGAUGUCGUGGCGUCGGCUGUGCCUUCAUAUAGCCAGAGUCCUUGUCUGUCCGACCAGGCAGUGUACGCGACCAUGGUGAACUACGGCCCGACGGUGCUCGCGACAAAAGCCGCCAUCCUCCUCUUCCUCACGCGCAUCUUCGCGCCCUACAAGGGCUACGUCGCGCUCAUCUACAGUUUUCUCGGCGUCAUGGCCGUCUACUACACCGUCAUGCUGUUCCUCAAGAUCUUCAUCUGCCGUCCCAUCCCCGUAUUCUGGGGCGAGGGUGAGGGCGAGUGCUUCAACCAGCGUGUGCUGAUCCUGGUGGACAAUGUGAUCAGCCUGGUGAGCGACAUUGUUGUCCUUCUGCUGCCCUGCCCUCUCGCUAAGCAGCUGCAAGUCGGUCUGAUGGCCAAGAUCAAGAUUGCCGUCGUGUUUGGCGUGGGUGGUAUCGCAUGCAUCUUCAGCCUGGUCCGGCUGAUCUUCAUCAUCAACAACGGCAACAGCCCUGACCAGACAUACGUCUUCAUGGAGAUCAAUCUCACGGGUGUCGCCGAGGUGGGCAUUGGACUCGUCUGCGCCACGCUGCCCCUGAUGCCAGCGUUGUGGAAGUCCAUCCGACACGAGGAAAAGGCCGGGUACUCGUCGCAGGCCAACUCCAACUUUGAGAUGUUCGACUCGCACAAGAGGUCACGCAACGCCACGCGCGACCAGACGACCGUCACGUACAACGACCCGAUCGAUAGUGACGAGCACACCCUGAUACCGGGCAAGGGCUAUGUGACGACACAGAUCCAGGGGGGCGGCGAGGGCCCGGCGGAGGAGAGCGCAGGGCCAGACACCCCGGACAGUCAGGGCAGGCCUCGAAUCAUGCGGACCACCGAGGUGAGGCAGACGCAUGAGGACUGA